Messenger RNA from Diaporthe batatas, 1941 nucleotides. RefSeq lists its product as uncharacterized. The record is from RefSeq and is a predicted model, not a curated record. Gene Ontology annotation, biological process: carbohydrate metabolic process. Lineage: Eukaryota; Fungi; Ascomycota; Sordariomycetes; Diaporthales; Diaporthaceae. The transcript has a single exon. Bases 1 to 1941 code for a protein of 646 amino acids.
AUGACGGUACUUCGGACUGUCCUUCAAGGCGCUCUGCUCGGCGCCUUGGGGGUGAGGGCCACCUCGAAGCCCUCGCCUCCUGACCAAGCGCCCCUGCCCUUGGACAUUGAGCAUGACGACGUCAACAGCCACACAUCGCUCAGUGCUGCCUAUAGGGACAUCCUCGACCCCAUGUUGGAAGUCCUCAGCACGAUGCAGGAAGAGUACUUUGCUCCGUGGCUUGGAACGUGGCCAGAAGCCAUCGAUUGGACCGCAGCCGUGAUGGGCACGCACGUCUCUGGCGCUCUUGGUUCCAUAUCACGUGCACUCGACCUGAUUCCAAUCUCAGGAAGAGGCGGAGAUCGGAACAAGGAAAAUCUGGUCACUCUCUUCUUCUCACAAAUCCUAGGCUAUUACUUCGGGCAGGACCACUUCGCCAUUAGGAACGAGGCAUACGAUGACAUCCUGUGGGUCGUCCUCGGCUGGCUCGAAACGAUACAAUUCAUCGACCUGCACACAACUCUCAACUUCCAAGACGCGACCGAUGCUCCCGGUUUUGCAAAGUGGCACGGUAAUAUCUGGACACCCGCAUUCUCCCACCGAGCAAGGAUAUUCUGGAAUCUCGCCAAGGCUGGCUGGGACUGGGACCUAUGUGGCGGAGGCAUGACUUGGAACCCCAGGCUAGAACCGUACAAGAACGCCAUAACCAAUGAGCUGUUCAUAUCAGCUUCAGCUGCCAUGUACCUGUACUUCCCUGGGGAUUGGAAUGACUCUCCCUUUUUCAACGGGCUCAACACCUCCAGCGACGAACAUCUCACUAGGCCCCGCGGUGAUGACGUCUUUAGGCCUCACGAUCCUGUCUUUCUCGAAUUCGCACAAGACGGGUACCGAUGGCUUGAGGCAUCAGGCAUGAUGAACAGCCAAGGGCUCUACGUCGACGGAUUCCACAUUUCCGGAUGGAACGAUCCUACGAGUGACAACAAGAAGUGUGAUGUGCGCAAUGAGCAGGUCUACACGUACAACCAAGGUGUCAUCCUUACCGGUCAGAUCAGCCUUUGGAAGAUCACGGGCAACUACUCCUACGUCGAGGACGGCCAUCGCCUGGUUCGAAAUGUCAUUCAGGCAACGGGCUGGGAUUCACAACGCCAGAGACCGAUGGACCAUGUCCAACAUGGCAGGAGCAAUUCUGAUGGCCAGCCACCGGGAGGUAGCAAGCUUCCGCCGUGGCGUGGUCUUGGCCGUGCUGGUGUCAUGGAAGACGCCUGUGACAGCAAAGGUUCUUGUUCCCAAGACGGCCAAACUUUCAAAGGCAUUUUCUUCCAUCAUCUUACGGCAUUCUGCACCUCGUCGUUAUCACUGGAGGACUUUAUGGCCCAUAGUAGACACACGCAUGAUCAGAUGCGAUCUCAUCUGGCAGAGUGCCGAUCCUAUGCUCCUUGGCUGCGGCACAACGUUCAUGCCAUGAUAAGGACAAGGAACGAUAUAGGCCUAGUGGGUAUGUGGUGGACUGCAGGGCAUCUUGGCCUCGAGGACAAAAUGCCACCUCAGGACGACCUUGAAGAUCCCAAUGCGGUGGAUUACAGGAACGAGGGUGUACCUGAUGAUCCAGUAUGGAAACGGACUCCUACAGGUGCAACAACCCCGGAAGCUCAUCACAAUCCACAUGCUGAGCCUUACGUAGCCGGCCAGCAUGUCGCAUCAAAGAGCCGCACGCAUACGACCUUCAGACGGUGGCCGAAGGACAGUGAGGAUGCUGCAAAUCGCGAUAGGAUGCGACAUGUGAAGAGAGCGGACCCAUCAGUUUUUAGAGAAGAUCUCAACGACCGUGGUCGUGGCCGGACUGUCGAGACCCAGGGUAGUGGAUUGGCGUUAUUGAGGGCAUUCUGGGAGAUUUCUACCCGGACUCGACCUAGCAAGUGGAAAGGUACUGCAAGGGGGGCGCUCAAUCCUGACGAGUUGUAA